Messenger RNA from Bursaphelenchus xylophilus (pine wood nematode), 853 nucleotides. NCBI's taxonomy places the organism in Eukaryota, Metazoa, Nematoda, Chromadorea, Rhabditida, Aphelenchoididae. The record is from the annotation of a GenBank genome assembly.
AUGGAUUCGACAACCGGCUGGGCUGAGAAUGUCACCGUAAACACCACCGCAUACGAUGCCUUUACAGUAAACACCACCGUUUCCGAUGUCUUCACAGUGAACACCACCGUCUACGAUGUCUUCUCGACGAAGGGGCCGCUUCCCAGGCCGACGAUUGACGUUGGAUUGAAGGAUUUGUAUGUUUUGCAGUGGUACGACCUGCUUUUUACGGUUUUGCUGAUGUUCUGGACAAUGGUAAGUGGGAGUUUUGGGGGUGUGAGGAUUCUUUAUGGGACAAAUUGUUGGUUUUAUAGCUUUAUUUCUUCAAAAAUCCGUGAUUUGGCGGUAAAUUUUUAAAUUCCAGAAAAUCCGUCAUCGUGACAUCUCUGAUGACGGAUUUAUGGAUAUGAAAUUUGAAUAGAAGUAUUUUUUGAGGUGUACAGACUGGUUUUGCAGAGUUUGAAGCACAUACGAUGAAGUUAUUAUCCAUUUUUGGCUAUAGGAUGACGGAUUUUUUGGAAAUUUCAAAAAAAUUUGAAAAAAAUUUUUUGCUUAUUUUUCCGCCGAGUAUUGUGAACAAUACUUCUUUAAUCGAUUGAAGAUAAAUUUGAUGAAUUUUCAGGCCAUUUCCAUAGCUUUCAUCAAGAUAUACACCAUGAUCAAUGGCCCCCCAAGCAUUCCGUACGCGCAAAGCACAGUGACCCCGUUGUUGGCCGGCGAAUUCGACGGUCCCUUGGAUCUGCUGACUUACAUCGCUUUAACUGCGUACAUAAUGAAGGUGAAACGGCGAAAUGAACAGAUACGCAGGAUAUCCGGAACCCGAAACGCAACAACCCCUACUGAAGACACCAGAAAUACAAUAAACACAGUUUGA